AAAAGCCUUCUGUCCUACUGCUUCCUCACCGACAUCCAACCUCACAUGAUCGCAGAUGCUCUUUCAUAUCAGCUAAAACCAGUCACAGUUCUUCGUCUUCAAUUGGUUUUUCACGUCACCGAAGGUCACGUGGUGAACGGUGAUGAUGGGUUUCGGAAGUGGGCUUCUCGUUCUGUUUCUGUGCAUUGUCAAAACAGCUUGUGCUGUGAACACGAGCGACCAUCGUGGCCAUGGAGAUUAUGUGCAGUUCCUUCUUGCUAAUGGAGUUGCUCGAACUCCUCCAAUGGGGUGGAACAGUUGGAAUCAUUUUCAAUGCGGAAUCGAUGAAUGGACUGUGAAGAGCACUGCUGAUGCACUUGUUUCCACUGGUUUGGCUGGACUUGGAUACAAGUAUGUAAACAUUGAUGAUUGUUGGGCUGAAAGAAACAGAGAUCAGAUGGGCAAUUUGAGGGCAAAGUCUUCGACUUUCCCUUCUGGAAUCAAGGCCCUGGCGAAUUAUGUGCACGCAAAGGGGUUAAAACUCGGAAUAUACUCGGAUGCCGGGUAUAGUACCUGCAGCAUGACAAUGCCCGGGUCUCUCGGGCAUGAAGAUCAAGAUGCGAGAACUUUUGCCGCUUGGGGAGUGGACUAUUUGAAGUAUGAUAAUUGCUACCAUGAUGGAUCCAAACCUCAACAAAGGUUCUUGAGAAUGAGCUAUGCAUUGCAGAGAGCCAAACGGCCAAUACUUUAUUCUCUCUGUGAAUGGGGAGAGGAGAAUCCGGCAAAAUGGGCCGGUCAGCUCGGCAAUUCUUGGCGAACGACGGGGGAUAUUAAAGACAGAUGGGAUAGUGUUACCUCCAUUGCGGAUAUCAACAACAUAUGGGGAAGAUUUGCCGGACCGGGUCGGUGGAACGAUCCUGACAUGCUGGAGGUGGGCAACGGAGGGAUGACUUUAGAGGAAUACCGAUCCCACUUUAGCAUCUGGGCUGUCAUGAAAGCUCCUUUGCUAAUUGGAUGCGACAUCCGGUCCGCAAGCAGAGAAACUCUUUCAAUACUGGGGAACAAGGAGGUGAUCGAUGUGAAUCAGGAUCCUUUGGGAGUUCAAGCGAGAAAGCUUCGAUCAAAGGCUGGGCUGGAAGUCUGGGCCGGACCGUUGUCAAGAAGAAGAGUGGUGAUAGUGUUGUGGAACAGAAGCGGCUUGGUGGCCCCUAUAACGGUCGGAUGGAGGGAAAUUGGGCUCUCUCCGUCGCAAGCUGUCAUUGUUAGAGAUGUCUGGAAGCAUUCAUUUGUCUCGAAGAGCAUGAGGUUCCAUUUGACUGCACUUGUUGCUCCUCAUGCUAGCAAGAUGUAUGUGUUCACCCCCGUUUAAUGCAAGGCGCGGUUGGUGAAAGGACACAGUGCAUCAAUUCAAGUGAAGAAGUGUAAAUUUGUGAUGAACUGUGUGGUAUUGGAGACAGAUUAUAUCAUAAUGAUUCCCAUGAUGAUUUAGCUAUUGCUUUUGAAAUGAAUCCUCUUAUUGUUGCGACUCGACCAUUGGAAGGAUCAAGAAUGACUCAUCUUAAAUUUUAA
Molecule: messenger RNA, 1548 nt
Organism: Syzygium oleosum
Lineage: Eukaryota; Viridiplantae; Streptophyta; Magnoliopsida; Myrtales; Myrtaceae
Product: alpha-galactosidase-like
Exons: 13
Coding region: 143-1348 (401 amino acids)
Biological process (GO): carbohydrate metabolic process
Molecular function (GO): hydrolase activity, hydrolyzing O-glycosyl compounds
Source: RefSeq, a predicted model, not a curated record